Molecule: messenger RNA, 252 nt
Organism: Leptosomus discolor (cuckoo roller)
Lineage: Eukaryota; Metazoa; Chordata; Aves; Leptosomiformes; Leptosomidae
Source: RefSeq, a predicted model, not a curated record
AUGGACACCUCCUACCCGCGGGAGGACUACCUGCCCGCGCCGUCCCACAAGCGGGAGCCAUCUCCCACCGUCCUCGUCUCCCGGCCGCCCCGCGACCACCUCGUCUGGUCCAUCUUCAACACCAUCUACAUGAACUUCUGCUGUCUCGGCUUCGUGGCCCUCGCCUUCUCCGUCAAGCUGCCCUCUGGCAGCAACAGCUCCAGCUGGACUGGACCAGGCUGGAAAGACGGGGACAAGCAAGGGCUGGAGCCA